This is a messenger RNA of Condylura cristata (star-nosed mole), 3181 nucleotides long. RefSeq names its product pre-mRNA processing factor 38A (gene PRPF38A). Lineage: Eukaryota; Metazoa; Chordata; Mammalia; Eulipotyphla; Talpidae. Gene Ontology annotation, cellular component: precatalytic spliceosome. Bases 177 to 1115 code for a protein of 312 amino acids. The transcript has 10 exons. The record is from RefSeq and is a predicted model, not a curated record.
GCCUUAUUGGUUCCGUUGGCGGAGCCGUUUGCGAAAGGAAGUUCCUUACGCAGCAGCUUCCGGUUUCAAGAUGGUCGCCUAAACUAUUUAGUUUUCUCCAUCCCUCUUCGUUUUUUUAAAGUCUGGGUGUGACGUAUUAAAGGACUCGACGGAAAUAGAACUGAAAGCAUUCUAAAAUGGCGAACCGUACGGUGAAGGAUGCGCACAGCAUCCACGGCACCAACCCUCAAUACCUGGUGGAGAAGAUCAUUCGAACGCGAAUCUAUGAGUCCAAAUACUGGAAAGAAGAGUGCUUCGGACUUACAGCUGAACUUGUAGUAGAUAAAGCCAUGGAAUUAAGGUUUGUGGGUGGCGUCUAUGGUGGCAACAUAAAGCCAACUCCCUUUCUGUGUUUGACCUUGAAGAUGCUUCAGAUUCAGCCAGAGAAGGAUAUCAUUGUAGAGUUUAUCAAAAAUGAAGACUUCAAGUAUGUCCGCAUGUUGGGAGCACUUUACAUGAGGCUGACAGGCACUGCAAUUGAUUGCUACAAGUACUUGGAGCCUUUGUAUAAUGACUACAGAAAAAUCAAGAGCCAGAACCGUAAUGGAGAGUUUGAACUGAUGCAUGUAGAUGAGUUUAUUGAUGAACUGCUGCACAGUGAGAGAGUCUGUGAUAUCAUUCUGCCACGGCUACAGAAACGCUAUGUACUAGAGGAAGCUGAGCAACUGGAGCCACGGGUUAGUGCUCUAGAAGAGGACAUGGAUGAUGUGGAGUCCAGUGAAGAGGAAGAAGAGGAGGAUGAGAAGUUGGAGAGAGUACCAUCACCUGAUCACCGCCGAAGAAGCUACAGAGACUUAGACAAACCCAGGCGCUCUCCCACACUACGCUAUAGGAGGAGUAGGAGCCGGUCUCCAAGAAGGCGGAGUCGAUCUCCCAAGAGGAGGAGCCCCUCCCCUCGCAGAGAAAGGCAUCGGAGCAAAAGUCCAAGACGACACCGCAGUAGGUCCCGAGAUAGAAGACACAGGUCCCGCUCCAAAUCACCAGGUCAUCAUCGUAGUCACAGACACAGGAGUCACUCAAAAUCUCCUGAAAGAUCUAAGAAAAGCCACAAGAAGAGCCGGAGAGGGAAUGAAUAAUGGAUUCAAUCUGGUUUUAGUCCAAAUAGCGUACGAAUUUGAAGGCAUCUGUGUGGAAGGAUUAAGAAACACUUCUUAGGCAGCUAUGAGGUUUUUUAGCCAAUAUUCUCUUUUUUAAAUGAAAGAGGUGCUGAGUUUUGUAUCUCUUCUUGAAUCAUAAUCUGUGUUUGAGGAAUAGUGCUACCCAAAGGCUGCUUUUGACCCUGCAAUACAACCAAUCUUGAUUUAUUCAAAUGUGUGAGGGCAGAAAGGAUUUGGGAUCUGGAAGGCAUGGGUGACUAGCAAAGGUUAUAGCCAUCUGAUUUUUUUAUAUUAAAUUUGACAUACCCAUUUUGCAUUUUUCUGUACUUUAGUUUUCGGUUUGCCCCAUGUGAGAAUCCCGAACGAAAUUCAUGCUGCUGUUGCUGCAUUCAAAGAUCAAACCAGUAAAACACAUUAACUUCUACUUUCCCCUCCAGCGUCCGCAAAGUGAUGAUAAACAUGAAAAAUAACUGAUAGUAACUGAUUUGUAAAGACAGAAUGCAUUCAAAUGUAAGGCUUCUGUGUCAUUUAAUUCACAGUUGUACUUAAUACUUCAACAAACAGACGUAACACCCUUUAUACAACAUGCUUACAGUCGUCCCCGUCCCCCCCCCGCAGGCCUUGAAUUCCAGGUUAAGGUGCUCAGCCUGUAUCUUACAAAUAUUGACAUUAUCCAUAUUUAGUCAGUGGCAGUAGGGUUAACAAGACUAAAAGUUUGAUGGAGAGAAGGGUAUCUAUUGUCCAGCAGUACUGACUGGAACUGCUGGACAAUACUGCCAUAUACAAAGGCAGAAAUUGCACUGCAGGAAGAGACUAGUUUUAGAAAGGUAGUGAUAGGUGUGGCGGCAGGGAAAAUAAUGCACUUAAAGUUUGAGAUAGCUAUGCUGUAUCUAGGUAAAAUCCAGACAGUUGGAAAUAGGGACUCAGUUAAACAUAGUAAUCUAGGCCUGAAAUAACACUGUUAGUUAACUUGGGAAGAUGUAAAAUUAAAUGAGAUUUCCCAGGGGUGCAUGUAUGUUAAAAAAAAAAAAAAAUCAACAGUUAAGUAAUAGGCAAUACCAACACUGGAGAAUGGAGAAAGUGCAAUUUAAAAACUACCAUUUAAAAAGGUAGGAGAAAUAUUAAAGAAGUGAAGCACCUAAGGUCGUAGAAGCAAAAUAAGGACUUAAAACUGCCCACUGAUAAUCUAAAGAGGGUUCAGAGUCUUUGCUAGUUGAGCUGUCUGUCCAUACUUACCUUUCCUCUUUUAAAAAUGGAAAUGUGAAUUGAAUGGUUUCCAGCAUCUCUGGUCCCAGCAAAAAUUGUGAAGAGAGGAUUCAUUUUCUUGGGAAGUCAUAGGAUAAACAUUAUUCUGUUUGCUACUGAAUUGCAGGACUUCUGUAGCAAUAUUAAAGCAUGGUGGGAUCAUGUUUGAAAUUUCAUACUCUUUGAAAAUUUCCAAUACUUUAAUAAAAAGUUGUUGACAUGAGUUAUUAUAACUACAAACAGAACUACCUACCUUUACAAAUUAAAUGUAAGUAGUGUUAAUACCCUAGCAGAGUCCUAGAAGUUCAUUCUCUACCAAAGUGAUCUAGGUAGGGAAAUGUCUUUGGGCCAAAUGAUCAACUAUGUCAUCACCCACUAUGUUUUCAAUAAUUUCUAUCUUAAAAAAAUUUAAGUAACAGAAAUACCACCCCUUCUUUCUCCCAGCACAGAAAACAAAGUGGCAAACUUCUUGGGCAUAUGAAAUCUGGACCGAAAUGGGGCAGCAUAGUCAACCUAUAGCAGAAGUAUAUUAUCCCUAUUCUUUAAUUAGUAUAAAGAGAUAAGUAAAUGCAACACACUGAACAUCUCUCUAGAGAUUGUUUUGACAAACAGUAUUACAGGUGAAGCUCUAAGAUGAACAUUGCACAUUUCUGUCAUCUGUGUAGAAGCUUACUGGAUAAGGCUGUGAAACUCUAACAUUGUUUUACUGCAGCUUACUAUCCUUACUAUAUAUACAUAAUAUGCACUGAAAAUUCAGAAUGAGUUAUCAGGAUGCACUCUGAUACUUCUUUUAUCUUUUU